Molecule: messenger RNA, 564 nt
Organism: Topomyia yanbarensis
Lineage: Eukaryota; Metazoa; Arthropoda; Insecta; Diptera; Culicidae
Exons: 1
Coding region: 1-564 (187 amino acids)
Source: RefSeq, a predicted model, not a curated record
AUGAGGGAGAUCAACGAUAAUGACAGGGACCCGGUCCAUGCGUAUUACUUGCCGCUUCAUGCAGUGAUGAAGCCCGAUAGCACCACGACCAGGCUCAGAGUGGUGUUCGACGCUUCGUGUGCGACAGAUACGGGAGUUUCGUUGAAGGAUGUGCUCAUGGUUGGACCAGUUGUCCAAGAGGAUCUGCUGUCCAUUUUGGUUCGAUUCCGGUUUCACAAGUUCGCAAUUAUAGGCGAUGUGGAGAAAAUGUACCGCAUGGUUAAUGUUCAUCUGCAAGAUCAGCCUCUUCAAAGAAUUCUGUGGAGGGAAUGUAUUGACGAGUCUAUUCGUACAUAUCAACUAUCCACUGUUACGUACGGAACGUCUUCAGUGCCCUAUUUAGCGACGCGGUGUCUUAACAAGUGCGCCGAAGAAGGAGAAGAGAAGCAUCCACUGGCCGCCAGUACUAUAAAGAAGAACUUUUACGUGGACGACAUGUUAGCAGGUGCUGAUUCGGUUAAAGAGGGUGUUAAGCUCUGUAACGAAGUUUUAUCACUUCUUGGUUCGGCAGGAUUCAAUCUUUGA